GGCCUGCGGGGCUGCCCUCUGGGCCCCGGGAGCAGACACCAGACCCGGGCCAUGUCUGGGAAGCGGAGCCGAGCUCGCAGGGCCCGAGCCAGGAGGGCGGGCAGGGCCCAGCAGGCCGCAGGGCAGCGGGGCCCUGAGGCCAAGCCCCCUCCCUCCCACGCAGAGGGCCCUCAGGAUGAGACAGGGGUGGCCCCUGUGGGGCACGUGACCAGCAGCAAGCCAGCUCCCCGGGGACACCCCAGGGCAGCCAGGCCAGAGCAGCCACAGGCAGCAGAGAGGCCAGUGCCGGCCGCUGCUCCCGGGUCCCAGCUCGCGCUCGUCCCCGCUGUGGACAUGGAAGGCUGCCGGGUCGGGGGCCUCAUGCCCAACUCGGGCCCCGGGCUGCUGAGGCCCCAUGAGGUCCCACUGUGCCUGGCCCGGGAGCAGCUGCUGCUGGAGGACCGGCGACGGCAGGUCCAGCUGCAGAUGCAGCUGUGGCAGGAGGAGCAGCUGUGGCUGCAGCAGCUACAGGAGGAGCAGCUGUGGCGAGAGCAGCUGUGGCAGGAGGAGCAGCUGUGGCUGCAGCAGCUGCAGGAGGAGCAGGCCUGGGUGCGCAUGGAGGGGCUGGAGCUGGCCAUGGCCCUGGAGCGACUCCGGAGCGAGGGCCUUGAGGCGCUGCCGGCCCAAGGCCAGGCCCCGGGCCCCAACAUGGCCCGCCGCUCCCAGAGCUCCUCGCAGGGGGACAACCCGUUGGCGCCCGGGUACCUGCCGCCGCACUACAAAGAGUACUACCGGCUGGCGGUGGACGCACUGGCCGAGGGCGGGCCGGAGGCCUACAGCCGCUUCCUGGCCUCGGAGGGCGCGCCUGCCUUCCUGUGUCCCGAGGAACUGGACCACGUGACCCGCCACCUGCAGCCCCCACAGCACGUCACCCACGACCCCCCUGAAGGCAGCCCUCCCAACGUGGACAUGGAUGGCUCCUCGGGCACCUACUGGCCCAUGAACUCUGACCAGGCAGUGCCUGAGCUUGACCUGGGCUGGCCCCUGACCUUCGGCUUCCAGGGCACUGAGGUCACGACGCUGGUGCAGCCACCGCCGCCCGACAGCCCCAGCAUCAAGGACGAGGCCCGAAGGAUGAUCCGCUCUGCCCAGCAGGUGGUGGCCGUGGUGAUGGACAUGUUCACCGACGUGGACCUGCUCAGCGAAGUGCUGGAGGCCGCUGCGCGCCGCGUCCCCGUCUACAUCCUCCUGGACGAGAUGAACGCACAGCACUUCCUGGACAUGGCCGACAAGUGCCGCGUCAACCUGCACCACGUGGAUUUUCUGCGCGUGCGCACUGUGGCAGGCCCCACCUACUACUGCCGCACUGGGAAGUCCUUCAAGGGCAACGUCAAGGAGAAGUUCCUCCUGGUGGACUGUGCCGUGGUGAUGAGUGGCAGCUACAGCUUCAUGUGGUCCUUCGAGAAGAUCCACCGCAGCCUGGCGCACGUGUUCCAGGGUGAGCUGGUGUCCAGCUUCGAUGAGGAGUUCCGCAUCCUCUUCGCGCAGUCUGAGCCGCUGGUGCCCACGGCCGGGGCGCUGGCCCGCAUGGACGCUUACGCCCUGGCUCCGUACUCGGGGGCCGGGCCCCUCGUGGGCGGCCCGGGGACCGGAGCGCCAACCCCUUUCUCCUUCCCCAAACGAGCGCACCUUCUGUUCCCACCGCCUAGGGAAGAGGGCCUGGGCUUCCCCUCCUUCCUAGACCCUGACCGCCACUUCCUGUCUGCCUUCCGCCGGGAGGACCCGCUGCGGAUGCCCGGGGGGAUGCCGGGCGGCGCCCUGGAGCCGCACGCGGGGCUGCGGCCACAGCCACGACGGUGGGACGCAGAGGCCGGGCCAGGUGCAGAGCUCGCCGGCCCGCGGGGCUUCUUCCAGGCGCGGCACCUGGAGAUGGACUCCUUCAAGCGGCACAGCUACGCGGCCGCUGACGGCACCGCCGGCGCCGUGGAGAACUUCGCGGCUGCGCGGCAGGUGUCACGACAGACGUUCCUCAGCCACGGCGACGACUUCCGCUUCCAGACCAGCCACUUCCACCGCGACCAGCUCUACCAGCAGCAUUACCAGUGGGACCCGCAGUCGGCGCCCAUGCGCCCGCAGGGCCUAUUCGAGAAGCUUCGCGUUGGCCGCCCGGGCUUUGCAGACCCCGAGGACAUGGCUUUGGGCGCCGGGCCGCGCUUCCCCGAGCUUGGUGGCCUGGAGGGACACCAGCGGCUGGACUACGUGCCAUCAAGCGAGUCGCGUGAGGUGCGCCACGGUUCGGACCCGGCCUUCGGGGUCGGACCCCGGGGCCUGGAACUCGGUGGGGCCCCACGCCCCAACCUGGGCCAGCGCUUCCCCUGCCAGGCAACAGCAAGGCUGGGCCCUGAGACUGGGCCGGAGGCGGAGCCCGAGCGCAGGGUCGGGCCGGAGGGGCGGGCAGGGCUAAGGCACUGGCGCCUCGCCUCCUACCUGAGCGGCUGCCAUGGCGACGACGCCGGCACGGAGGGCCUGCCGGCGCCCAUGGACACCGAGGCCUACGAAGACGACGUGCUGGCGUCUCCAGGGGGUAGGGCGGCCGCCGGCGACCUGCUUCCCUCGGCCUUCCGAGUGCCCGUGCCCUUCACGGCCAAGGGCCCGGUGUACGGCCCUGGCGGCGGCGGCGGCGAGGGCCCCGAGCGCGAGGGCCUGGAGGAGGCGGGCCUGGCCAAGCAGGACUCGUUCCGCUCGCGCCUGAACCCGCUGAUCCAGCGCAGCUCCCGACUCCGCUCCUCGCUCAUCUUCGCGGCGCAGGCUGAGGGCGCCAGCGGGGCCGCGGGGGCCACCACCGAGAAGGUGCAGGUGCUGCACAAGGAGCAGGCGGUCAGCGAGACUCUGGGCCCUGGGGGCGAGGCCGUGCGCUCUGCCGCCUCCACCAAGGUGGCCGAGCUCCUGGAGAAAUACAAGGGCCCCGCUCGCGACCCUGGCGCCGCAGGGGCUGCGGUCACUGCUGCCAGCCACAGCAAGGCCGUCGUGUCCCAGGCGUGGCGGGAGGAGGUGGCGGCGGGAGGAGGCGGGCCCGGGGGUGCGGGGAGCGAGCGGCGCAGCCUGGAGAGCUGCCUGCUGGACCUCCGCGACUCCUUCGCGCAGCAGCUGCACCAGGAGGCCGAGCGGCAGCCAGGAGCUGCCGCCCUCACGGCCACCCAGCUGCUCGACACGCUGGGCCGGAGCGGCACCAACAGGCUGCCCUCCCGGGCCCUCCUGGGCCAGUCUCAAGGCCUGUCCACCUCCCCACAAGGGCGGGACAGCCCCCCUGUGGAAGCGCCGCACCCCGAGGCGAAAGGGAGCCCCGCCUCGGCCUACCCAGAGCAGAGGGGCAGCCCCACGCCCGGGUUCUCUGCUCACAGAGGCAGCCCGACCGCAGGGUUCACCGCUGAGCCGAAGGGGAGCCCCACCUCAGCCUACCCCGAGCGCAGGGGCAGCCCUGUCCCUGCCUUGCCGGAGCGCAGGGGCAGUCCGGUGCCCCCCGUGCCCGAGCGCAGGGGAAGCCCCGUGCCCGCGGUGCCGGAGCGCAGGAGCAGCCUCACUGCUGCCCUCUCCGGAGAGUCCCCGAAGACCGGCUCCGCGGAGGAAGCGCCCACUGGCCCCAUGGAGGUCCUGCGCAAGGGCUCCCUGCGCCUCCGGCAGCUGCUGAACCCCAAGAGUGAGCGGCGCUCGGAGGACGAGGGCGGCUCCCCGGUGCCGCAGGAGAACGGGCGGCCCGAGAGCCCCCGGCGGCCGUCGCUGAGCCGGGGCGACAGCACGGAGGCCGGCCCUGGGGAGGAGCGGGGCCCCCGGGCGCGCACGGCCUCCGCCACGGCCAACGCCUUGUACAGCAGCAACCUGCGGGACGACACGAAGGCCAUCCUGGAGCAGAUCAGCGCGCACAGCCAGAAGCACCGCGGCGCGCCUGCGCCCACCCCCUCCCCCGCCCACAGCAGCCCGGAGCUGGACCGCCCACCGGCCGCGGGCGGCCUGGCCCCCGACAUGUCCGACAAGGACAAGUGCUCGGCCAUCUUCCGCUCCGACAGCCUGGGGGCCCAGGGCCGGCUCAGCCGCACGCUGCCAGCCAGCAUGGAGGAGCGCGACCGGCUGCUGCGCCGCAUGGAGAGCAUGCGCAAGGAGAAGCGCGUCUACAGCCGCUUCGAGGUCUUCUGCAAGAAGGAGGAGGCCGGCGGCGGGGGCGGGGACGGCCCGGCGGAGGAGGAUGCCAGGGACAGCAAGGUGGGCAAGUUCAUGCCCAAGAUCCUGGGGACGUUCAAAAGCAAGAAGUGAGUCUCCGGGCCCACCGCCCCGGCCAGGGAGCCACGUCACUGCCUCUGGCCAGGCAGAGCACCCGGCCCUCAGCCCAGGCGUUGGGCGCCUGGCUGAGCACAGCUCCGCUGGGCCCCCGGCGCAUGCCCUGCCUCUUACCUCUGCCCUCCCGUUUGGGGGCCGCAGUCGCUCACUGCCCCGGUGCCUUACUCCCCCCAGUUCUCCUGCUCAGCACCCUGCUCUCCAGGCCCCCGCCUCCCUCUGCGGCAUCUGCCUCCAGCCUCUCUCUGGGUUUCAGGUCCCCUUUGGGCCUUCACUCACCUCAGGGACCCAUCUCUCUGUGCCUUAGUCCCCGGCUCUCGGGGGCCUGUGUCUCAGGGCCACCCCCUGCCCAGGGCCUCCUGGCUGCACUGUGGCUGCACUCUGCUGGCCCACCUCAGGGCCCACGGUCUCCAUCUCAGGCAGCUCGGGGCUUCCUGCCCUGUCCAUCUGCCUCCUGACCCCUUUCUCGGUGGCCCAUCCUUUUGCUGUAGGGAGGCAGAGUGCCCUGGAAGGGCUGCCCUGCCCCUAGGGAAGACCUGAAGCAGAACUGACUGCCCCCCACACUGGCCCCACAAGGCUCCCGGCCAGGAGUGACAGCACCAGGCCUCAGGGGCGGGUGACGUGGGGCCCCAGCCUGGUGAAGGGCCCCGCACACCCUGGCAGGCGGGUGGGCUGGGUGUGGCGUGCUCAUACCUGAGCAGGUGAGGUAGAGGCAGAGGACUCGGCCUGGUGGCAGCUGAGUGCCAGCCCGCUGGUCCCAGGGGUCCUGCCCCGUGCCCUGCGGGCCCCCUGUCCUGCAGGCUCUCUGUCCCACAGUCUUUCCUCGUUGUCACCAGCCCGCAAACUCCGACCGAUGCCCCCCACUUACCUUUCUCGGAUCUUUCUCAACAUCAGAGAGUAAUUGUAAUUUGAAAUGACACAUUUUGGCACCCAAUGCUUAGAAAGUCUCCCCACUGUAGGUGCUACAAUUGUGAAACGAGUGUUUCUAUUUUUUUAAAUAGCUUUUUAAAUUGUAAUU
This is a messenger RNA of Phyllostomus discolor (pale spear-nosed bat), 5326 nucleotides long. It is a transcript of the gene SACK1H, whose product is annotated as family with sequence similarity 83 member H. The record is from RefSeq and is a predicted model, not a curated record. Lineage: Eukaryota; Metazoa; Chordata; Mammalia; Chiroptera; Phyllostomidae. The transcript has 5 exons. Gene Ontology annotation, molecular function: keratin filament binding. Gene Ontology annotation, cellular component: keratin filament. The coding region runs from base 52 to 4287 and encodes 1411 amino acids. Gene Ontology annotation, biological process: intermediate filament cytoskeleton organization; protein localization to cytoskeleton; positive regulation of cell migration.